Messenger RNA from Amphibalanus amphitrite, 686 nucleotides. RefSeq names its product protein transport protein Sec61 subunit beta-like (gene Sec61beta). Gene Ontology annotation, cellular component: Sec61 translocon complex. NCBI's taxonomy places the organism in Eukaryota, Metazoa, Arthropoda, Thecostraca, Balanomorpha, Balanidae. The transcript has 3 exons. Gene Ontology annotation, biological process: intracellular protein transport. The coding region runs from base 158 to 451 and encodes 97 amino acids. The record is from RefSeq and is a predicted model, not a curated record.
GACUGUAAGCCACGAAGCACUGUUGUCAUCAGCUGAUGGGUACCGGGCUGACGUAGACGAAAGCGACGAACUCGACGGCUCAAGAACGCGUUGUGUUUGCUGACCACUCGCCGCUGUGGGAUUAGGGACCAAGGAGUUGAAUAUUGUAAAUUUGAAUAUGCCGGCUCCAGCGAGUGCCACCUCCGUGGGCGGCGGCGGACGGUCGCCCAGCAAGGGCAUGGCGCGCCCGGCCGGCGGCGGCGGCGGCACCGUGCGGCAGCGCAAGCCGGCCUCGGGCGGCAGCGUCACCGCCAAGCGCAACACGGGCGCCGGCAGCGGCGGCAUGUGGCGCUUCUACACGGACGACUCGCCCGGCAUCAAAGUCGGACCGGUGCCGGUGCUGGUCAUGAGCCUUCUCUUCAUCGCAUCCGUCUUCAUGCUGCACAUCUGGGGCAAAUACACGCGCGGCUGAGGUGCCGCUCCAUCGAUACGCGGACAUUGACAUACGGAACACAGAGAAAGGGAGAAGCGACGCCGCGCCAUCUCUCUAUUUAUUGUCGGGCACCGGCGGCGACGCUGUGCAUUCCGCUGCGCCGCUCUUUUUACUACCCGAGUGUUGUUGAUGUACCUGUUUUGUGACAUGUCGGGUCGACAGGCGGCUCAUCAGUUGUGUAAUAAAGGGUCCAUGGGGGUCCGUGGAGAUCUGU